AUGCUGAUCUCAAAACCUUCAUUGUGUGUGAUUCUUCUGUUUGUUUCUGUACAUUCCGUUCCGAGUAUAUCGUCAAGUCCUCAAGAACAACUCUCGCAGAAGCCAGAUAAUGUUCCUUCAAACGAAGGUUUGUUUUGGUGUAACUUUAAGAUUUAUUUUAACUAGCUCUCUGAAGAAACUUUUCUGAGAUGACUUUUUCAAAUGCGAUUCAGUCCCCGUACCGUUUAUAAAACAUUACUAGUUCUGCAAUACUUUUCUAGCGCUGUCAUUUAUCAGCAGAUUUAUGCAAAAUGGUGGAAUAAUGAAUAUGGUCAACAAGAUGUUCAUUAUGGAUGAUACCAAAAGCAAGAUGGACUCUGGAGACGCAACUCAACACCAGCCUGAGUCUUCUUUUUCCAUCGACUCAGCCCCGAGUCAGAUUAGUGAGUCAUCGUCGCGAUAAAGUCAAUUUUAGAUGAUUCCAAACAAUGGAAGUCUCUGUUGUUGGGCCCUCGAGGUGUCUUGACGGAGAUUUUUAACCAGGUAAAAGACAAAAUGCAGAGCCAGUACAGUGAAGACAUGCAAAAGAUGACUAAUAUAAAGCAAGAAAAACAACAUGACAUGUCUCCCGGUAUGUACCAGUUGAAUUAAUUCAUGUUUAGAACAACUCAACUUUGCCCGAGUAUUCGAAACGUUUAUGCAAAAAGCGGGUAAAGGAAACUUCGAUGAGCCCUUGCCUGAACUUCCUUUUAUUGGAAUAUGCAAUCGACUCAACUGCGGGGACAUUUAUAAAGCCGUCGACGAGUUCAGGAAAAGUGAUUUCUUCUCAAAUUUCCAGGUUAGUAAAGUAAAUUCCAAGUAAUUUAGGAAACACUGGAAUAAUAGUCGCGCCAUAAAGCCUUGGCACAUUUGCACAGUGCGUUUUUGUUUUCCUUUAAAAAAUCGCGGCAAUUCCCCGUUUCUUGCACUAGCGACAUGCACCUUCGCGCGAGCUCGCUCCAAUUUUCUCGCGCGACACCCGCAACAAAUGUCAGGACUUUAUGGCGCGACUAGUUUUAUUGUUUCAGACAGCAAUGGGGUUGAUCCAUGACCCCAAAGGAUGGGAUAUCAUCGGAAAGGUUCUGGAAAACCCCGAGCUUAUCGAGGAUUUCACUAACAAGAAUAAAAUUGACAGCACAGACAUGAAACCUGACGAACUAAGUGGGUUUGGCACUGACUUCUCUUCAUCCGUUGACGGAACACCAGAAAAAGCGCAAGGGAAAGAAGAGAAACUUCCCCCAAUAUCAUCGAAUCUUGAUUACUACUCGGCGGUAAGAGAGAAAUUGUCAAAACCUUCUUUUAGUUGGAACACGUAAAGCCAGAAGAUGAAGAUGUGAUCGAUAUCAUUGAACCCGUCGAUGCAGUGACCCCUGCACGAAAGAGCAUCAACACUCCGUCGAGUCCAAAAAUUUUUGAAAAGAAAUUUAAAGAAGAACCAUUACCAACUAUCUCAGAGAACAUAGAUGAUUAUGAAGUUCAGAUAACAAAAGAGGAAACAAUACCUGUCAACAAAGAAGGGCCCACUUACACCGAUAAGAACCUCAGGCCUGAGACAACUACACCCCACUACCAAGCUAGAUCGACGCAGGGGAUUGCAACGAGUAAAUUCGAACCAUCAUCUCUUAGAACGCCAUUCCCACCUAUUGAACCCGUUCGACUAGUCCCAAGGACAAAUUUCAGACAGAAUAACGACUAUUAUGCCAUGUACUAUGACACAUAA
Molecule: messenger RNA, 1738 nt
Organism: Bursaphelenchus xylophilus (pine wood nematode)
Lineage: Eukaryota; Metazoa; Nematoda; Chromadorea; Rhabditida; Aphelenchoididae
Source: the annotation of a GenBank genome assembly